UUGUCAUGUCUUUCAUGAACUACAUUUUGCUAAAGAAUAUUAUUUUGGGAAGUUCUGAGCAAUUUUUGUUCUUACAUGUAUGUGCAAGCAUAAUUUAUCGAAGGUUCUGUCUGCGGUUUAAUGUAGCAGAUCGCUAGUGUAAAUUUUGAAAAAAAGUUAAAAUUCAGAUUCAGUUUUAUUCGGGUUCUCGGGUGUCACGCAUUGUUUGACUCUCACGAUUGUGUGACAAAUUGGAAUUUUGCUUUCAUGACGUCAAGCAUACGCCACUAAAUAUUUGUCUCCAACUGUACUAAUUGGUAACGAGCAUUCAUGACGUAACUUUUGCGUCACUAAUUUCUCAUUAAAUUAGCCUAAUAAUCAACAGUUAAUUAGUUAAUUGAUCGUUACGUUUAUGACGUGUCCCCACUUGAUUAAGUCAUUUGCUGCAAGUCUCCAAGCUGUUCAGACGUACUUUCUGCGCUCCGUGAAAAAAUUCGCCAGAACAGUUAAAAAAUGGCCAAAGCUAAAACCCGACGUGUUGCUAAAAAGUCAGCAUUAGUCAAGAAGAAGAAGGCAGCCAAGAGGCCUGCUCUUACAAGCCAAAAGGUAUUAGCUGCCAUCGCCGCCUUGAAAGAUCGUAAUGGCUCAAGCGCGAAAGCAAUUAUGGCCUACCUCCACGCGCAACGUGGAACAAAGAAAGUUACACCUUUUCAAGUGAGAAUCGCGUUGGCGCGCGCCGUCAAAGACAAAUCACUGGUGAACAAUGGAGCUUUGUUUAAAGUUGUUGCUGCUUCCAGCAAGUCGCGGUCGCGCUCCAAAUCGCGUUCCAAAUCCCGCUCCAGAUCACGCUCUCGGUCAAGAUCAACCUCGAAGACUAGAUCCCGUUCUCGAUCCCGAUCAAGGUCUAAGAGUCCGGGCAGGAAAUCGGUGAAGAAAGUCACCAAGAAGGCUAAAAAGGCGAGAAAGGCCAAGAAAGUGAUCCGAAAGCGCAGGGCCCCGGCUAAAAGACGCGUCGGAAAGAGGAGAUACUACAAAGGAACUAAGAAGGCGACCAAGAGAGCCGCACCCAAGAUAAAGCGCAAGAUUCGCAGGAGGCGACGAUCCGCCCGCAAGUGAACUGACUGACUUUAUAAAAACAAAACCGCCAUGUCUUUUGCUUUCCCUUCUAAGAACACUCAAAGACUUUUAAGUCUCUACAAACUCUCUUAAGAGAGCAAACGCCUAAAACGCUGAAGAACUGUUAGUAAGCGAAGUUUACAGGAUCCUCUGUUUUGUCAUCUUUCCUUUUUUUUAACUCAAAGGAUUGUACAUACAAGAAAAAUGAUUAAACAGUGAAGGCGAAGA
Molecule: messenger RNA, 1323 nt
Organism: Stylophora pistillata
Lineage: Eukaryota; Metazoa; Cnidaria; Anthozoa; Scleractinia; Pocilloporidae
Biological process (GO): nucleosome assembly
Cellular component (GO): nucleosome
Molecular function (GO): DNA binding
Source: RefSeq, a predicted model, not a curated record